Rotaria sp. Silwood1 is the source of this 1325-nucleotide messenger RNA. NCBI's taxonomy places the organism in Eukaryota, Metazoa, Rotifera, Eurotatoria, Philodinida, Philodinidae. The record is from the annotation of a GenBank genome assembly.
UUGAAUCAAUAUCAAAUUACUAAAUGUCCAAUUACUACUGAAAAAAAGAAAAAUUAUGGUAGAUUGGUCAAGGGGUUAAAACACAAGCUUCAUUCAACUAUAGUAUAGUUCUUCAAAAAACAGAUAAAUCUAAAGUUUUUCAUUUAGGUAAAUUACAAGAUUAUCACAAAAAAUCUGAUGAAUAUAUGGAAAAAACUUAAGCAUAUAAAUGUUUACACCAGAAUGAUCCAUUACCAAGUUUAAUUGACCGGACAAAUAAAUAUUUACUAAAUUUAAGAUUAAGUAAUUGGAUUACACAAAAACAAUAUGAACAGUUAAGCAUUAAAUCAAAUGAAGUGGAAUUAACUCAUCUUUAUUAUCUACCAAAAGCUCAAAAACCUGGUACUCCACUUCAUCCAAUUAUUUCUGGUCUAAAACAUCCAACUAAAAAAAUAUCAAAAUUUCUCGACGAAUUACUUCGACCAUUAUUUAAUAAAAUGGCAUCAAAUACAACUGUUACUUGUGGUACUGAAGUUAUUAAACAAUUGCAUGAAUGGUCAAAACGAGACAUACGUCAAGAAACCUUAAUAUGUACAAUGGAUGUUAUGGAUCUUUAUACGAUGAUAUCCCAAACAGAAGGUAUAAUGUCAAUUAAAAAACUAUUAGAUUAUUUUAAAAUAAAAAAAAUUGGUAAUAUAAAAGCUGAAGCAAUAAUUAGAUUAUGUCGAUUUGUAAUACAAAAUAAUUAUUUUUCUUACAAUGGUAAAUAUUUUCAUCAAGUACGUGGUGGUGCUAUGGGUUCUCCAUUAACAUUAACAAUUGCUAAUUGCUAUAUGUACUUUUAUGAACGAGAUAUUGUUAAACAAGUGAACAAUAGCAAUGGACUCUACUUACGAUAUAUUGAUGAUAUUUUCAUAAUUAUUAAUUGGCCGAUUCAACAUCUUUCUAAACAAAUUAAUCGAUGGAAUGAAUUAGACUUGAAUAUAAAAUUAAAAGCUCAAGUUGAUCAUUCAACAAAUUUUCUUGACUUAUACAUAGAAAAUAAAAAUGGUGAAUUAUUUACAAAAGUUUAUCACAAACCAUCGUAUGAACCAUAUUAUUUACCAUUUAAUAGUGUUCAUCCAAUACAUAUGAAACUGAAUAUUUCAUAUGCUAUGUUAAUUCGUGCGAUUAAAUAUUGUUCAACGUUUGAAACAUAUUUAAAUGAACGUGAAAAAUUAAGAAUGACUUUAUUAUUAAAUAAAUAUCCUGGUGAAUUUAUAGAGAAGCAAAUCCGUCGGAUAAAAAAGAAAAAAUUCCAAUUGAUUAUGGCAAAACAAUGUUCAUUCAUUUUACAUACUGUUUAA